Vanessa tameamea is the source of this 765-nucleotide messenger RNA. Its product is annotated as insecticyanin-A-like. Gene Ontology annotation, molecular function: pigment binding. Bases 77 to 718 code for a protein of 213 amino acids. The record is from RefSeq and is a predicted model, not a curated record. The transcript has 4 exons. Lineage: Eukaryota; Metazoa; Arthropoda; Insecta; Lepidoptera; Nymphalidae. Gene Ontology annotation, biological process: lipid metabolic process; response to reactive oxygen species. Gene Ontology annotation, cellular component: cytoplasm.
UCAUUUAAUAAUUAUCGCGUGGGACGCGACCCCAGCAUUCGAAACGACACGUUCACUGUGAUCGCUCGUUUCCACAAUGCUCUCUAUAUUUAGUUUCUGUUGUUUUUGUAUAUAUUACGCUUCGGGGGCAGAGUUCACAUUGCCCGGCGAAUGUCCAAAUGUUAAGAUACAGGAAAAUCUUGACUACACUAAGUUUUCAGGAAUCUGGUACAACGUUGCCAGUUAUGCAAGCGAUGGUCGCAAUAUUUACGAUUGCGCUUCGUUAAACUUCCAAGAAGACAAUCUUGGGUAUACCUUAAGGGAGACAUACGUUGACGUGGAUCAAGGAAAUAGAACCCAAAAAUCAUAUUUCGCAAGAGUUGACCCAACUUUUGAUGCUGGAAAUAAAGCGCAGUUCAUAGUUAGUCAUGAGGAUGGAGAUAAGGUACUGCAAUUUCCAUUUUUCAUAUUGGCCACCGAUUACGACGGAUAUGCUAUCGCCUACACUUGUAAAACUUUAAAGAAGAAAUUGAGGACACAUUACGUUUUCACUUGGGUCCUGGCCAGAGGCAAGGAGAAGCUACAAGGCGACACACUAAAGAACGUGGAAAAUGCUCUUUCAAAAUAUUCCGAGCUAGCGGAGCACAGGCAGUCAUUUGUACAAAAGGAUUUCUCGGAUGUCAAUUGUGGUUUUACCAACAAAUACGAGACUGAUUUCUUUACUAGUAAUUUUUGGUAAAAAAUCGACGUUUGAAAUAAAAAUAAAAGCUAUAUAUUUGAUGAAAA